Messenger RNA from Insectozyma verbasci, 1683 nucleotides. The record is from the annotation of a GenBank genome assembly. Lineage: Eukaryota; Fungi; Ascomycota; Pichiomycetes; Serinales; Debaryomycetaceae.
AUGUCUGAUUAUUCAAUUGACUCAAUUGAUACCAAACCUUUUCAAGAUCAGAAACCAGGUACUUCAGGUUUAAGAAAAAAAGUUAAAAUUUUUAAACAACAACAUUAUACUGAAAAUUUUAUUCAAUCAAUUUUAGAUGCAAUUCCUCAAGGUGCUAAAGAUUCAACUUUGGUUGUAGGUGGUGAUGGUAGAUAUUAUAAUGAUGAAGUUAUACAAUUAAUUAUUAAAAUUUCGGCAGCAAAUGGAGUUUCAAAAUUAAUUCUUGGUGAAAAUGGUAUAUUAUCAACCCCUGCUACUUCUCAUAUUAUUAGAAUUAAAAACGCAACUGGUGGUAUUAUAUUAACUGCAAGUCAUAAUCCAGGUGGACCGAAUCAAGAUUUAGGUAUUAAAUAUAAUUUACAAAAUGGUGGUCCAGCUCCUGAAUCAGUUACAAAUAAAAUUUAUGAAAUUUCAAAAAAAUUGACAAGUUAUAAAUUAAUUGAUUUACCAAAAGUUGAUAUAUCAAAAAUUGGUUCUACUAAAGUAGGUCCAAUUGAAAUUGAAAUUAUUGAUUCAACUAAAGAUUAUGUUGAAAUGUUGAAAGAUAUAUUUGAUUUCCCAUUGAUUAAAGAAUUUUUAAAAACCAGUACUGAAAAAUUCAAUUUUAAAGUUUUAUUUGAUGCUUUAAAUGGUGUUACAGGACCUUAUGGUUAUGAAUUAUUUAUUAAAGAAUUUGAAUUACCAGAAUCUUCAAUUCAAAAUUUCAAACCAUUACCAGAUUUUGGUGGUUUACAUCCAGAUCCAAAUUUAACUUAUGCUAGAACAUUAGUUGAUAGAGUUGAUAAAGAAAAAAUCUCAUUUGGUGCUGCCUCUGAUGGUGAUGGAGAUAGAAAUAUGAUUUAUGGUGCUAGUACUUUUGUUUCACCAGGUGAUUCAGUUGCUAUUAUCUCUGAAUAUGCUAAAUCAAUUCCUUAUUUUAAAAAACAAGGUAUAUAUGGUUUAGCAAGAUCAAUGCCUACUUCUGGUGCUAUUGAUUUAGUUGCAAAAGAACAAAAUUUAAAUUGUUAUGAAGUUCCAACUGGUUGGAAAUUCUUUUGCUCCUUAUUUGAUGCUAAAAAAUUAUCAAUUUGUGGUGAAGAAAGUUUUGGUACUGGUUCAAAUCAUAUUAGAGAAAAAGAUGGUUUAUGGGCUAUAAUUGCCUGGUUAAAUGUAUUGGCAAGUUUUAAUAAAGAAAAUCCAGAUAUUCCUCCUUCAAUUAAAGUUGUUCAAGAUAAAUUCUGGGAUAAAUAUGGUAGAACUUUUUUUACAAGAUAUGAUUAUGAAAAUGUUUCAAGUGAAGGUGCAAAUAAAAUUAUUGAAUUAUUGACUAAAAUUGUUAACGAGCAUAAACAAGGUGAUGAAUUAGCAAAAGGUUAUAUUAUAAAAGAAGGUGAUAAUUUUUCAUAUACUGAUUUAGAUGGUUCAGUAUCAAAAAAUCAAGGUUUAUUUAUUAAAUUUGAAAGUGGUUUAAGAUUUAUUGUUAGAUUAUCAGGAACGGGUUCUUCCGGAGCAACAGUUAGAUUAUACUUAGAAAAACAUUCUAAUGAUUCUUCAAAAUAUCAAGAAAAUGUUGAUGUUUAUUUAAAAGAUGAAAUUGAAUUUGUUUUACAAUUAUUGAAAUUCAAAGAAUUUUUAGGUAAAGAAGAACCUGAUGUACGUACAUAG